CUCUCUCUGUCUGACCCUAAAAAAAAUCUCUACUUUCCUUUUUUUUCUCUUUUUUUUUCUUUUCUUUUUUUUUUUUUUCUUUCAAUUCUCCCCUUCAAAACCCCUCCUCCUGUUUGGAGGAGCCUCUUCUGCUCAGCACAGGCGUUUUUGGUGCGAGAUCUUUGGAAUCUGAAGAUGAUGAAGGGGUGCGGUUACGAGCAGAACGCCAUGGCAGGAUGCGAGGGGUUGAGGAUGGUUGUGGGAUCUGUCGUUUGUCCAAAACCUCGUCGUUUGGGGAUUCUCAAUCCCUCCAUUAACGACCACAUCAGACCUCUUAGAUAUCCCACCAAUCCUUUUCAAUCGGAAGUUGGGGAUUCUCAAGCCGGAACAGAACUCCUUGAUAUCAUUCUCACCAAGGGGAAUAGUUCAGAAAUACACAAUAACCAAGUAGCUUCAUCUCCACCGUAUUUCUGUGGAUCUCCACCAAGCAGGGCUUCAAAUCCAGUAAUCCAGGACGAGCAGUUUGGCAACGGGAAGGUGGGUUUUGUAUCCGCAACACCGCCGUCGCCGUCCUCCGCCCGCAAAGGCGGCUGCGCUCGGAUGAAAUUCGGGCACAAGCCGGCGGCCGUGCGCGUCGAAGGGUUCGAUUGCCUCAGCAGAGACCGCAGGAAUCGCAGCAUCUCUGCAGUGGCUUGAAAAAGGAGGAGGAGGAUGAUCAUAUAACCCCCAAUACAACAAAAAAAAAAAAAAAAGGUUUUUGAGAGAAGUAAAAGGGGUUUUGAGAAAGAAGAGGAGAGAGGGAGAGAAAAGAGAGUUUUUAGUCUUGUAAUAUAUUUGUGUAUAUAAGGGUCAAGUUUUAUGCAAGUUUCUGGUUCUGCUGAUGAUUUUAGUCUUUUGUUAUGGUAACCCCAAAAAUGUAUCUGUAAAGUAAAGGUCAGUUUAUGAGAGUAUUUUCCCAUUUUGAUGAUCAGGAAUAAAGAGAGAGAGAGCUAAAGAGGGACGUCUUGGUAGAGUUUGUCCACCUUUUUUCUUUUGUUUUGUUGGGGGUCUUUAUCCGAGACUCCUUUUGAGAGAAGGUUCCUUCAUUGGACAAGAGUCUGUAAUUUAAAAGCAAAUCUUUGAGUCUUUUGUUUCUCAUAAUCCUCCUUUGUAAUUUGUGAAGAAAGAUGGAGGAAAAUGGGGGCUUAAAUUAUUUUGGAAUUUUUGCUACUUUUUUUGUUCUUUUUGGUGGGCACCCAUUGUUUUGGUGCCUUUGUUUCUUUUGCUUAUGAACAAGUCUUGUACAGAGAAAGCACGUGGCUGUGAAUACAAUUUAUGAAGUCAUUAAUUAA
Messenger RNA from Morus notabilis, 1310 nucleotides. RefSeq lists its product as uncharacterized. NCBI's taxonomy places the organism in Eukaryota, Viridiplantae, Streptophyta, Magnoliopsida, Rosales, Moraceae. The transcript has 4 exons. Bases 175 to 675 code for a protein of 166 amino acids. The record is from RefSeq and is a predicted model, not a curated record.